This is a messenger RNA of Actinia tenebrosa (Australian red waratah sea anemone), 1373 nucleotides long. Its product is annotated as T-complex protein 11-like protein 1. NCBI's taxonomy places the organism in Eukaryota, Metazoa, Cnidaria, Anthozoa, Actiniaria, Actiniidae. The record is from RefSeq and is a predicted model, not a curated record. Gene Ontology annotation, biological process: signal transduction.
UUUUGUCUGUGAUAAUCAAAAGCUGAGGACUUUUAGUGUUGGUGUUCAAUGUUUGGACUUUAAUAUUGUUUAUCUUUCAAUAACGAACACGAAAUUAUCAGUAAUCCAUCUUCACUUCCACAUAAAUCAUGGACGAUGGUAAAAACGGCGAUCAGAGACCCAAAACUCCUGAAAAUCCAGCAGAAAGUGCGGCCGCCAUUGUAUCAAAUAUGGCGCUCGCACAUGAGCUUGUCAUGAACGAUGACUUUAAACUACAAGAUUUCCCUGAUAAUUCGCUUGAGAAGCAUGUUAAAGAAAUUGUUCACAAAGCAUUCUGGGAGAAGUUGACAGAGGAUCUUGAAGCGACGCCACCUGACUAUAAACAUGUGCUGAUAUUGAUUUCAGAAAUGAAAGAAAACCUUCUUUCUCUUCUCUUACCUCACCACAAUUCCCUGAGGGCACAAGUCAAUGAAGUGCUUGACAUUGAGCUGAUCAAGCAACAGAUUGAUCACAAUGCUCUUGAUCUCAGACAAUGUGCACAGUUUGUCGUAAAUCUUUUGGGAAAGCUGUGUGCUCCAGCAAGAGAUGCGCAGGUUCAGGCACUCCUACAAGUGGACGGCAUAGUCAAUUUGUUUAGGGAAAUAUUUAAAGUUAUAGACAUAAUGAAAAUAGACAUGGCUAAUUUCCAACUUCAAGCAAUAAGACCACAGCUUCUUCAACAGUCUAUAGAAUAUGAGAGAAAGAAGUUUACUCAAUACCUUGAAGCUAACCCAGCCGGUUUAAUGUCUACCAAAGUUUGGUUGGAAARAGGAAAAGAAGUAGCACAUGAAGCAGCAGCAAAGCCACCUUCCUCGCCAUCUCCAUCUCCCUCUCAUUCCCCCUCAACCUCUUCAAGUGCCGAAAGCUCAACCACACCCCAAGAUACCACAGACUCUUCACCAACCCCAAAAGCUGUAUCAAGGAUGGAUCUUCUUGCACAUGCAUAUCUUGGCAUCAUCUUUGGAGAACCUGGCUGGCCAUAUCCAGAGACAUUAUUAAUGGAUGAAUUACGACUGGCAGAAAUGAGAUCCAGUAUCCACCGGAGCACUCUUUUGGCUUCAAUUAUGCUCGUUACCAUUCAAACUGUUGCUAGGCAACUAAAGUCAGACACAACCUAUGUUAAGGCAAACUAUUUUUUGGCCAAUUGUCAGUUAACUACUAACCCAAUUGGCACCCUCAUUUCUGUAAAGGUGUUUACUUUCAUUUAAACUCCUGCUGGGCUGGCGUUGCUGGUUAUACAUAGAGUGGACAUGCAGACAGACUGGCUGGGAUGUUUUGUCAGAAACCAAAGAAUCAUUAAGGUAUCAUCGUUUAAAAUAAUUUUUUAAAACACCAGAAAUAAUCGAUAAUCAAGU